GCCCGCCUAGCGUUCCCGAGGGUGGUUAUUUCGGAGACGGACUGACUACGGGAGCCCAACCGGCUCUUGCGGAAGUCCAUGCGCCAUUGGGAGGGACUCGGCGGCUGCUCUAUGCCCUUGUUGCUGAGGGCCUCUUCCUGGGUCAUUGCUGGAGCAGGAGUCGGACUGGGGCCCGACACGGGGCUCCCCCGUGGCCGUCUUGGCGCCUGUGUGUGAUUUGCGUUGGCGGGAUGUGGCGAGCACGUCGGGCAGCCGUGGCCUGUGAAGUCUGCCAAUCCUUAGUGAAGCACAGCUUUGGAAUACAAAGAAAAGUACCGCUCCAAAAGCUACAUCUGGUUUCACGAAGUAUUUAUCGUUCACAUUAUCCUGCCCUUAAGCUUCAAAGGCCCCAACUAAGGACAUCAUUUCAGCAGUUCUCUUCUCUAACUAACCUUUCUUUACAUAAAUUGAAACUUUCUCCAAUUAAAUAUGGCUACCAGCCCUGCAGGAACUUUUGGCCGGCAAGGUUAGCUGCAAGGCUCUUAAAACUUCGAUAUAUUGUACUGGGAUCUGCUGUUGGAGGUGGCUAUACAGCCAAAAAAACCUUCGAUGAAUGGAAAGAUAUGAUACCAGACCUUAGUGACUAUAAGUGGAUUGUGCCUGACUUUAUAUGGGAAAUUGAUGAGUAUAUUGAUUUGGAGAAAAUUAGAAAAGCUCUUCCCAGUUCAGAAGACCUUGCCAGUUUAGCUCCCGACCUGGACAAGAUUACUGAAAGCCUCAGCUUGUUGAAGGACUUUUUCACUGCAGGUCCCAAAUUGGUUAGUGAAGUCAUAGAAGUUUCUGAGGCGCUUCUCUUGUUAGGUUCACCUGGAGAAACAGCAUUUCGAGCAACAGAUCAUGGAUCGGAAAGUGACAAGCAUUACAGGAAGGGUCUGCUUGGUGAGCUCAUUCUCUUACAACAGCAAAUUCAAGAGCAUGAAGAGGAAGCACGCAGAGCCGCUGGCCAGUAUAGCACGAGCUAUGCCCAACAGAAGCGCAAGGUGUCAGACAAAGAAAAGAUUGACCAACUUCAAGAAGAGCUUCUGCAUACUCAGUUAAAGUAUCAGAGAAUCUUGGAGCGUUUGGAAAAGGAGAACAAAGAGCUGAGGAAAUUGGUACUACAGAAGGAUGACAAAGGCAUCCACCAUAGGAAACUCAAGAAAUCUUUAAUUGAUAUGUAUUCUGAAGUUCUUGAUGUUCUUUCUGAUUAUGAUGCCAGUUACAAUACACAAGAUCACCUGCCACGGGUUGUUGUGGUUGGAGAUCAGAGUGCUGGAAAAACAAGUGUGCUAGAAAUGAUUGCUCAAGCACGGAUAUUCCCACGAGGAUCUGGUGAGAUGAUGACACGCUCUCCAGUGAAGGUGACUCUCAGUGAAGGCCCUCACCAUGUGGCCUUGUUUAAAGAUAGCUCUCGGGAAUUUGAUCUCACCAAGGAGGAAGAUCUUGCAGCAUUAAGACAUGAAAUUGAACUCCGGAUGAGGAAAAAUGUGAAAGAAGGUUGUACUGUUAGCCCUGAGACCAUAUCUUUAAAUGUCAAAGGCCCUGGGCUUCAGAGGAUGGUGCUCGUGGACUUACCUGGCGUCAUCAACACCGUGACAUCAGGCAUGGCUCCUGACACCAAGGAAACUAUUUUCAGUAUCAGCAAAGCUUACAUGCAGAAUCCUAAUGCCAUCAUCCUGUGCAUCCAAGAUGGAUCUGUAGAUGCUGAGCGCAGUAUUGUUACAGACUUGGUCAGUCAGAUGGAUCCUCAUGGAAGAAGAACCAUAUUUGUUUUGACCAAAGUGGACCUGGCAGAAAAAAAUGUAGCCAGUCCAAGCAGGAUACAACAGAUAAUUGAAGGCAAGCUCUUCCCAAUGAAAGCUCUGGGUUAUUUUGCUGUCGUAACAGGAAAAGGAAACAGCUCUGAAAGCAUUGAAGCUAUAAGAGAAUACGAAGAGGAAUUUUUUCAGAAUUCAAAACUGCUAAAGACAAGCAUGCUAAAGGCACACCAGGUCACCACGAGAAAUCUAAGCCUUGCUGUGUCAGACUGCUUUUGGAAAAUGGUUCGAGAGUCAGUUGAACAACAAGCUGACAGUUUUAAAGCAACACGCUUUAACCUGGAGACGGAGUGGAAGAAUAACUACCCUCGCCUGCGAGAGCUCGACAGGAAUGAACUAUUUGAAAAAGCUAAAAAUGAGAUCCUCGAUGAAGUCAUCAGUCUGAGCCAGGUUACUCCAAAGCACUGGGAGGAAAUCCUUCAGCAGUCCCUGUGGGAACGAGUGUCAACACAUGUGAUUGAGAACAUCUACCUUCCAGCUGCCCAGACCAUGAAUUCGGGAACAUUUAACACCACAGUGGACAUCAAGCUUAAACAGUGGACUGACAAGCAGCUUCCUAAUAAAGCAGUCGAGGUUGCUUGGGAGACCCUACAGGAAGAAUUUUCCCGCUUCAUGACAGAACCCAAAGGAAAGGAACAUGAUGACAUAUUCGACAAACUUAAGGAGGCUGUGAAGGAGGAAAGCAUCAAGCGGCACAAGUGGAACGACUUUGCAGAGGAUAGCUUGAGGGUCAUUCAGCACAAUGCUCUGGAAGACCGGUCCAUAUCAGAUAAGCAACAGUGGGAUGCCGCCAUUUACUUCAUGGAAGAGGCUCUUCAAGGUCGUCUCAAGGAUACUGAAAAUGCUAUUGAAAACAUGAUCGGGCCAGACUGGAAAAAGAGGUGGAUGUACUGGAAGAAUCGGACCCAGGAGCAGUGUGUUCACAAUGAAACCAAGAAUGAAUUGGAAAAGAUGCUGAAGGUUAAUGAUGAGCACCCAGCUUAUCUUGCAAGUGAUGAGAUUACUACAGUCCGGAAGAACCUGGAAUCUCGAGGAGUCGAAGUCGAUCCAAGCUUGAUUAAGGAUACUUGGCAUCAAGUUUAUAGAAGACAUUUCUUAAAAACAGCUCUAAAUCAUUGUAACCUUUGUCGCAGAGGUUUUUAUUACUACCAGAGGCAUUUUAUAGAUUCUGAGCUGGAAUGCAAUGACGUGGUACUGUUUUGGCGAAUACAGCGCAUGCUCGCUAUCACUGCCAAUACAUUAAGGCAGCAACUUACAAACACUGAAGUUAGGCGGCUAGAGAAAAAUGUUAAAGAGGUAUUGGAAGAUUUUGCUGAAGACGGUGAGAAGAAGGUUAAAUUGCUCACCGGCAAACGAGUCCAGCUGGCAGAAGAUCUCAAGAAAGUUAGAGAAAUUCAAGAAAAACUUGAUGCUUUCAUUGAAGCUCUUCACCAGGAGAAGUAGAUUGUGUCAAGAUCCUGCUCCUCUGUAAUCAAUCACCUCUGCAUUCAUUUGAAGAAUGAAAACUGCAGUCUUUUGUCCUGCCUCCUUUUCUCCUGUUCUACCCUUUUCAGUGCAAAAUAAAGUCACAGGGUAAAAGUAAUGUACGUGUGUUACAGGCACCUAACCUGCAGCUGCCUUUUGAGCAGAAGAACACUAGAAAUGGCAUCCACAGUCCGUGUGCUUGUGCUGACAGCAAACAUUGGGAAAACAUAAUUGGUGUGGCCAUAAGGCUUAGUCCUCAAAGAUAAGGAAGUUGCUCUCUUGAGUCUUACUUGUGGUGGCACUGAUGUGAUUCAUUAUGGGUGUUAUCAGACAUACAGUGGUAGCUGCUUUGGAAUUAAACUUACGGUAAUUUUUUUAAAGGCAUCAAUUGUAUAUGACCAGACGACAGUUACUGCUAAGCCGUCAUGUCUACAGUGUUCUGUAUCCAGGAACACUUUGAUUGUACUAAUUCAGUUUAUGUUCCAUGUGAAAGAAAGCUGGUUUAUAAGAUAAUGCUUCAGCUGGGUUAAUUUGUGUUGGACAGUUCAGUGUAUAUUCGGUGAAAGAAACAUCCACCCUCUAUUGCCAGCUUAGAAACUCGCCUUAGAAGCCAACCAAAGCAGCAUACAGUCCAUUGCUGCUUUUGCGUUCUGUAUCUGUUUGCAAUUCAUUCAUUUUGAAUAUUGUGUGCUCUUGGUCAGGCUUUCUGGAACAGUAGGUCUCUCCUGUUGACACAGCCAUUGAAUUAUGCCCAAACUAGAAAAGACUAAAGAUCACUAGUUAACAAAUUUUAUUUAGAGUGCUAUCAGAUAUCUGAACUAGUCAUCAGAGAAAGGCUACACAAUAACCCUCAAACACUAUUUUAAAUAAAAAUUAUUCUAACAAGGGAAAAAUGUUGACCUAUCCACUCUUAAACCUGAAAAUUCUGUUUAAUUCACUGCAGUUAUAGUAAUAACCUUCAUAAUAUUUUCAUGUGCUUUACAUAAAAUUAUAUUGGUUUAAAAAACCUUAAAGCAAACAAAUUCUCCAUAUUUACUUUAAAUGUCUUUUCCAUCUGCUGCCUUUUUUAUUAAGGCUUUAUUGUUAUGGUAAAAAUGCCCAGGGUUGCUCUUCUUAUUUACAGUUAAUUUUUUAACCAGUUUACUUGGAAUUGUUUUUGUUUAUGAGUCCCUCAAAUCUGACAGUAUGGAAGGGACAGUGUUUCAGAAACCAUGAAUUCAAUAAGUACUCUCUUAAAUUAAUAAGAAACUUAGGUACAAUUCUCAGAGCUACGAACGCGUCCAUCAUUCCCUAGGAUACGUACUCAAGUCGUAGCUGUGGGGCAUUGGUGAACAGCUCUGGAGAGCCCUGCGCUGAUUCACACAACCAUUAGGACAGGCUUGCCCUAAGCCAGUGCUUCUCAAUCUGUGGGCCAAGAGCACUUUGCAGGUUGCAUAUCAGAUAUUUACAUUAUGAUUCAUAACAGGAGCAGAUAUGAAGUAGCAACAAAAUAAUGUCAUGGAUGGGGGUCCCAGCAUUGGGAAGAUUGAGAACUACUGUCCUAAGCCCUGCUAGCCUGACUGGGAUGGGGUAUUGAGGCCAGCAGGAGAAAUCUGCAGCUCUCUCCCAAGCAGAAGUCUUAUGUUGGGCUCAUAUCUCUUUAUACUUUUUUUUAAAGUGGAAGAGAACUUUUAUUUCUUUGAGGGGAUCAAAAUUUGUAACUUCAACUUAAAGUACAUUACCAGAAACCCCUGUCAUUCUUUACCCCAGUGGGUUAUUUGUAACCUGGUUUCAUGCUAACUGUGCCCCACCCCCAACCCCUGAAAGCUAGAUGCUUAUGAAAUGCAGAAACUAUGGGAAGAAUAAGUUGAGUCCCAGGAGUAGACCCUGUGUAUCAUGAUGUAGUUAAGGUGCUCAAUAUAUACAAGCUAAACUCUGACUGGGCAAGAAACCAUUUGCAAAGAAUGGAGUGGAUGAAAAAAAAAUUUUUUUUGAGACAAAAUUUUAUUUAGAGAACUAAGGGAUUUUAACCAGAUCAUAAGCAUAAUGACUUUGUCAGAAUGUGAGUUAUAAACCCCAAGUCUGUGUGCAGCAUGAACCACAGGAAGUAAGCUUGCUGCUUCAGCCACACUUAGUUACAGGUGCGGCAAUCUGGGCCUUUCUCUUAGUCUCUCCUCCUCGUCGGCCCCGUUUUCCAGACGGUAGUCAGUGGAUUCCCACAGAUUAUUCAGUGACCAAGUGGAAAGGGACGGUGUGGAAGCCAGUGAGACUUCUUAACUGUACAAGUGUUAAUUGUCACAUGUGAAGCAGGACAAUCACAAGUUAAAGUAAAGGCCAAGCUACACAGGGACACCCUGUCUCAAAAACAAAAAUAAUAAAAUUAAAGAGUGUAGGCUCAGAAGGCAAAUUUCUUAUCUAGUUAAUUUUGUAUUUAUUUAUUUCAGAUGUAUUUAUCUGAUAAAAGAAACAUUUUUUUUCUUUCCAAUAAAUGAGAUCACAGUACUGGGUGUGUCUCCAUCCUCUAAACUGGUGUAUGGUUGAUUAUCUUACACUGUAGCAAUAGAAGUGUGCUUGAAAAUAUGCUUACCUUCCAAACGAUCAUGGCUAUUUGAUAUCUAAAUAUUUAAAACUUAACUGUGUCUUCACUGUGCACUGUGAAUGGACUUUGUAUUAUUUUUAAACCUUACACUCGAUGUAAAUGUUACUACAACUUAUAUUUGCCUGUGCUUGAUCUAAGGUCAUUUGUGUAGAUGGGUAAUUAAAGGAUAAUGAAGUGAUAUUAUAACUCUA
Messenger RNA from Mastomys coucha (southern multimammate mouse), 6068 nucleotides. It is a transcript of the gene Opa1, whose product is annotated as OPA1 mitochondrial dynamin like GTPase. Gene Ontology annotation, biological process: mitochondrial fusion. The coding region runs from base 231 to 3278 and encodes 1015 amino acids. Lineage: Eukaryota; Metazoa; Chordata; Mammalia; Rodentia; Muridae. The transcript has 31 exons. The record is from RefSeq and is a predicted model, not a curated record. Gene Ontology annotation, molecular function: GTP binding; GTPase activity; microtubule binding. Gene Ontology annotation, cellular component: microtubule; cytoplasm; mitochondrial membrane.